Molecule: messenger RNA, 3061 nt
Organism: Eruca vesicaria subsp. sativa (arugula)
Lineage: Eukaryota; Viridiplantae; Streptophyta; Magnoliopsida; Brassicales; Brassicaceae
Source: the annotation of a GenBank genome assembly
AUGUUCAAGUUUUUGAAAGGAGUGGUGGGUGGAUCUGGGGCUGGGCUAAAGGAUCUACCUUACAACAUCGGUGAUCCUUACCCUUCUGCUUGGGGCUCGUGGAAUCACUUUCGUGGUACCUCCAAGGAUGAUGGAUCUCCAGUUUCGAUAUUUGCUCUUUCUGGGAACAAUGCUCAAGAUGGGCAUUUGGCUGCUGGGAGAAACGGUGUCAAGCGUCUUCGUACUGUGAGGCAUCCAAAUAUACUUUCAUUUCUUCACAGCACGGAGGUGGAAACUAACGAUGGUUCUACUUCCAAGGUUACAAUCUACAUAGUCACUGAGCCUGUUAUGCCGCUUUCAGAUAAGAUAAAGGAGCUAGGAUUGAAAGCCACUCAGAGGGAUGAAUAUUUUGCUCUGGGUCUACACCAGAUAACUAAAGCUGUGAGCUUCCUGAACAAUGACUGCAAACUUGUGCAUGGAAAUGUUUGCCUGGCUAGUGUUGUUGUGACACCUACUUUGGACUGGAAACUCCAUGCUUUUGAUGUCCUAUCGGAGUUUGAUGGGAGCAAUGAAUCUGCAAGUGGACCUAUGCUGCCAUUUGAAUGGCUAGUGGGAACACAGUACAAGCCAAUGGAAAUGGUGAAAUCUGAUUGGGUUGCCGUUAGAAAAUCUCCACCAUGGGCCAUUGAUUCAUGGGGCUUAGGUUGUCUUAUAUAUGAACUCUUCUCCGGCUCUAAGCUUGGAAAAACAGAGGAGCUCCGUAACACUGUCGGCAUUCCUAAGUCUCUGCUUCCAGAUUAUCAGCGACUCCUAAGUUCCAUGCCUUCUCGCAGACUAAACACCUCAAAGCUUCUAGAAAAUGGCGAGUAUUUCCAAAACAAGCUGGUGGACACCAUACAUUUUAUGGAUAUUCUCAACUUGAAAGACAGUGUUGAAAAGGACACUUUCUUCCGCAAGCUACCAAAUGUUGCUGAACAGCUUCCACGGGAGAUCGUGCUUAAGAAGAUUCUUCCUUUAUUAGCUUCUUCCCUUGAAUUUGGUUCAGCUGUUGCCCCUGCAUUAACUGCCUUACUCAAGAUGGGUUCAUGGUUAUCAGCUGAAGAUUUCAAAGUCAAGGUGCUGCCAACAAUAGUCAAGCUUUUUGCUUCUAAUGAUCGAGCUAUUAGAGUUUCUCUUUUGCAACAUGUUGAUCAAUUUGGAGAAUCAAUGUCCGGACAAAUUGUUGAUGAACAAGUAUACCCUCAUGUUGCUACUGGAUUUGCAGACACAUCUGCCUUUCUACGAGAGCUGACUCUUAAAUCGAUGCUCGUUUUAGCUCCAAAGCUUUCUCAGCGUACACUUUCUGGAUCCCUCUUGAAAUACCUUUCCAAAUUACAGGUGGAUGAAGAGCCUGCUAUCAGAACCAAUACCACUAUAUUACUCGGGAACAUUGCCACCUACCUAAAUGAAGGGACAAGGAAAAGAGUUUUGAUUAAUGCCUUUACAGUGCGUGCCUUGCGGGAUACAUUUCCACCUGCUCGUGGUGCAGGUAUUGUUGCAUUAUGCGCCACCAGUACCACUUAUGACGACACUGAAAUAGCAACAAGGAUUCUUCCAAAUAUUGUUGUACUAACUAUUGAUCAUGACAGCGAGGUUCGAGCCAAGGCAUUUCAGGCUGUAGAACAGUUUCUUCAGAUACUGAAACAGAACUAUGAGAAGACAAACGCUGGAGAGACAGGAGCCACCGGAGGAGCCUCAGCUAUACCUGAAACUGCUGGUCUGAUCGGAUGGGCUAUGAGUUCUUUGACUCUCAAGGGUAAGCCAUUAGAUCAAGCGUCGCUUGCUUCUUCUUCUUCAGCACCAUCCCUAGCUUCUGCAGUUUCAAAUGCUACAACAACAGCAACGGAGGCGCCAAGUGUCAAAGCCAGUCAUCAUACACGUUCCAACUCGGACUUCACAGAUCAACCAGCACCACCAUCUCCAACAUCAACAGAUGGCUGGGGAGACAUUGAGAAUGACAUUAACGAAGGUAAUGAGAGCGACAAAGACGGUUGGGAUCUCGAUCCUAUUGAUGAACCGAAACCUGCUCCAGCUCUCUCAAACAUCCAAGCAGCUCAAAAACGACCUGUGUCUUCUAGACCUCCAGCUACAAGCUCGAGACCAAAAGUUAACACGGCAAAAGCAACUGCGAAAUUGGAAGACGAUGACUUGUGGGGAUCCUUAGCUGCUCCUCCACCUGCAACUACCUCAAGACCGUUGAACUUGAAGAAGGCAGUACAGUCUGAUGAUGAAGACCCCUGGGCUGCCAUUGCUGCUCCACCACCAACCACCAGAGCAAAACCUUUGUCCUCUGGUCGUGGCCGAGGAGCCAAACCUGCAGCUCCCAAACUUGGUGCCCAACGCAUUAACCGAACCUCAUCUGGAAUGUGAUGUAACACAGGAAGAAGAUAAAGAGGCAUACAAUGUACAUUUUUUGGAGCAUCUCCAGAUGACUCAAACAACCAACAUAUUGUUUGUGAUAUCAUUCAUUUUUAAACCCCCAAGAAUGUCUCUUAAUUUUACACUACGCUGCCCCAAAGAGUGUUUUGUGUGUGUUUCUGAGAAGUAGGAAUGAUGUAAAGACACCAUUCUCGGAAUUACAUUAUCUUGUUCAAGCCAAACUCAUCUUCGUCUGUCAUGUUACUGUUUACGCUAUUCAAUACAUUAAAGAUCAUCUCAGACGCCAUUGGAGAAGACGAACCUCCUGAAAAGAAAACAUGAUUGAGAUUGCUCACUUCAAUCCAGCUACAACCUGGAUUUUUUUGCAAGCCUUUCUCCUUCAUCUCUCUCAACAGCUUGGCUGCUUCUUUCUUCAAUCCUGCUUUCAUGUAAAGAUUAAUCAACUGAACAUAGUUACUACCUCUCUCCGGUUCCAUCCUCAACAAGUUCUCAGCAGACAAUAUCCCAAGCUCCUUAUUAUGAUGGGUUCUUGACGCAGAUAAAAGACACAACCAUGUACUACUGUCUGGUUCAAUAGGCAUUGCUUUUAUAAAACUGUAAGCUUCUUCUAGGUGACCGGCACGUCCUAGAAGAUCCACCAUAUUAGCAUAAUGCUCAAUUUUUG